AUGGUCUCCCAAGUCACACCAGGGCUGUUGCAGCCCAACGUCCUUGUCGAAAUCGAUCACGGGCCUCCCAUGGAGCUGUACCGAGACUCUCGCCAGGCUGUCAUCAGACAGCCACAGCCCGAGAUGGUAGGGUCGCGUCGUCGCUGCCUCGCCUCGCUCGAGCCAACUGGCUACGAUGCUUGCCCCGAGACCGGUUCUGAUCAGAGCGGUACCGCUUUGUCCAAGCUGGCAAGCUCUGACAAGCCAACGUACUUUCUGGAAAGCGGAUGUGCAGAGCAUCCUCAGGAGUCCCUCCCUGAGCGCCGAAUCCCUUCGUCUGGCCACCCAGAUCUCGCAUCGCUGGUGCAGGACGAGCUCGCGGAAGGCCUUGCCUUUGCAACGCGCCAUCCGGUGAACGCAAGAAUUGGAGAUCAACGCGGGCUUUCGGCUUGCUGCUGCCCUACGGGCAAAGACGCAUGCGAUCGCAAGACCAUGUGGGAAGGCAGCCAGUGCCAGACCUCGUUCGACGGUCUUCACCCAGUCAUGACGGCACCGUCAGACGGUGCCAGCACUGACACCGACUUUUUCCUCAACAAGGGGCAAGAAAUCAGAAUUGAGGAACGAGCUCUCUCGCACGGAUAUCCGAUAUCUCUGCCUGUCCCUUCGGGACUUCGCAACGUUCUUCGUGUCGAGCACGCUUCGGAGACCCAAUCUUCCGAGAUCAUCCAAGACUUUGGUACCAAAAUGGUCUCCCAAUGGCGCCAUAUUCUCGAAAAGCGCGAUAGCUCCUUCGGGGCACGCACCUAUUCCCCCCCAGAAUACGACUUUUCGGCGACGAGCAUCACUACUGCGCAUUCAAUUGAAUCUCGGGCUAAGUGUCGACAAGACACACAUGGCUUCGAAUUUCCAACAUUCAUGUCCGAGGCAACCCAUUCUCACACGGGAGUGAGUGACCCCAUAGGUUUCCCAAAGGAAACAUUCAUGUGGAUGAUUGGAUACAACUUGAUGACCUUGCAAUGCGAGAAGCAAGCGGUUCUUCACUUACGAAACGGGUCAAGCGAGCUCUUCCUCAAUAUGGUAGCAGCCGCAGUCUCUUGCCUCGAUAUUCUCUUGCCUAUGGCUGAGAGAGUCGCAAGAGACAAGCAGUGUACUGAACAAGUCCACUGCCUCCUGGAAGACCCGGGUUAA
Molecule: messenger RNA, 1167 nt
Organism: Diaporthe amygdali
Lineage: Eukaryota; Fungi; Ascomycota; Sordariomycetes; Diaporthales; Diaporthaceae
Exons: 2
Coding region: 1-1167 (388 amino acids)
Source: RefSeq, a predicted model, not a curated record